Messenger RNA from Acanthosepion pharaonis, 843 nucleotides. NCBI's taxonomy places the organism in Eukaryota, Metazoa, Mollusca, Cephalopoda, Sepiida, Sepiidae. The record is from the annotation of a GenBank genome assembly.
AUGUGCAGUCUUUUGAAACGUUCCCUUUUUAAGUCGCGCCACUCGACACAACACGACGCCAUUUGCAAUUUUCUUUGCACUUCUAUUUUUAAACUGACUCUUCUCCUCCAUUUUCUCCUCCACCUCCUCCUUCUCCUCAAACUUCUCCUCCUUUUUCUCUUCUUUCUUCUUCUUCUUCUUCUUCUUCUUGUGUUUCAUAUAUUAUUUUCUUUUUUCUUCUUUUUAAUCUUUCUUUUUAAUAUCUCAUUCUUUUUUAUGAUUCGGUCGUCGUUUUUCAAUUUUUUUCUUCUUUUGUUUAUUUUCUCUUUCAAUGUCUCUCUCUUUCAUUUUCUUUUCCUUAUUUUCAUUUUCUUUUCUUUCUGUCUUCAUCUUUCCUUCGUUUCUCUUAUUUUUGUUUAUUCUAUCUUUUUUUUCUUUCUCUUUUAUACGCUGUUCUUCAUUUCAUUUUUUUAUUCUAUUUCUUCUUUUUAUCAUACUCUCUUCUACAAACUCUUCUUCCUCUUUUUCUCUUACAUCUCCUUGCUUAUUUCAUUUUCUCUUUCUCUUUCUCUUUCUGCUUUUUUUCUUUUUUUUAAUUCCUCUUUUCCUUAUUCUAUCUUUUUCUCUUUCCUCGUCCUCCAUUUUUUUAAAUCUCAAGCUCUUUCUUUCUUUCUUUCUUUCUUUCUUUCUUUCUUUCUUUCUUUCUUUCUUUUCUCUAUUCAUGGUAUCCCCAUCAUAAACGCCAUCAUCAUAACAUUUAACCACACCUCCUUUUUCUCUUAUAUAUUUGGCUCAUUUUGUUUGCCUUCAGCUAAUUCCCAUGCAGUUCUGAUCUCCAAAUUCUUUCGUAAUGUUCUCAGGUAG